AUGUGGGGCGACAUCCAAGAGUUCAUCCAGAAAGAGUUCUGCGUCGGCGAGGGCCUCGUCGGCAAGCGGGGCAUUUUGCAGUCGCCCUUCGAGCUGAAUACACCGCAGAUUGGCGUGCACUCGAAGAUUGAUAAAGCCCUGAAUUUCUUCAUAAACCACCCGAUUUCCAGCUGCGACUCGUCCGCCGAAUCGGAAUGCGACAUCAAACGCCGAAAUACACGGAAAGGCCCGCCCGAGCCGGGCCGUCGACUUCCGGUCCAUGCCUGCAACCAUCCGGGCUGCCAUAAGAGAUACCACAAAAGCUCGCAUCUGAAGGCGCACAUGCGGACGCACUCCGGGGAAAAACCGUACGUCUGCGACUGGGCGGGCUGUGGCUGGAAGUUUGCGCGCAGUGACGAGUUGACGAGGCACAUGCGAAAACACACGGGCAUCAAGCCGUUCUGCUGCUCGGUGUGCGGCCGUACCUUCUCGCGUUCCGACCAUCUAUCGCUGCACAUGAAACGCCACAACACUGUC
Molecule: messenger RNA, 516 nt
Organism: Mesorhabditis spiculigera
Lineage: Eukaryota; Metazoa; Nematoda; Chromadorea; Rhabditida; Rhabditidae
Source: the annotation of a GenBank genome assembly